Akanthomyces muscarius is the source of this 849-nucleotide messenger RNA. RefSeq lists its product as uncharacterized. Gene Ontology annotation, biological process: rRNA (guanine-N7)-methylation. Gene Ontology annotation, cellular component: nucleolus. Gene Ontology annotation, molecular function: rRNA (guanine) methyltransferase activity. The record is from RefSeq and is a predicted model, not a curated record. The transcript is spliced from 2 exons. The coding region runs from base 1 to 849 and encodes 282 amino acids. NCBI's taxonomy places the organism in Eukaryota, Fungi, Ascomycota, Sordariomycetes, Hypocreales, Cordycipitaceae.
AUGUCUCGUCCCGAGGAUACCCUCGCGGCCGACGUCCACUACGACGACAUUGAAGCCCGCAAAUACACCACCUCGUCGCGCAUCCAAAACAUCCAGGCCUCCAUGACCCGCCGCGCCCUCGAGCUGCUCGACCUGCAGGGCCCCUCGCUCAUCCUCGACGUCGGCUGCGGCAGCGGCCUCUCCGGGGAGAUGCUGUCGGCCGUGUCCCCCGCCGACGGCGGCCCGCACACCUGGAUCGGCAUGGACGUGUCCCCGUCGAUGCUCGACGUCGCCCUGCAGCGCGACGUCGAGGGCGACCUGGUGCUCGCCGACAUUGGCCAGGGCGUGCCCUUUCGCGCCGGCGCCUUUGACGCCGCCAUCAGCAUCUCGGCCAUCCAGUGGCUCUGCAGCGCCGAGACGAGCGACACCUCCCCCGCCGGCCGCCUCGCGCGCUUCUUCAACGGCCUGUACGCGGCCCUGCGCCGCGGCGGCCGCGCCGUCUGCCAGUUCUACCCCAAGAACGAGACGCAGCGCAACAUGAUUACGCAGGCCGCCGUCAGGGCCGGCUUCGGCGCGGGCCUGCUCGAGGACGACCCGGGGACCAAGAACGUGAAGCUGUACCUGGUCCUGACGGUUGGUACCGCGGGCGGCGGUGAGGGCGGGGGCGACAUCACGGGCGUGGUGGCGGGCAUGGACAAUGUGGACGUUGAGGAUGCGAGGAGAAAGUUUGCGGCGGUGAACAAGAGGGGCGAGAUGAAAAAGGGCAGCAAGGCGUGGAUCGUCAAGAAAAAGGAGCAGAUGGAGCGCAAGGGCAAGAUUGUCAAGGCCACGUCCAGAUACACGGGCCGCAAGCGCCGCAUCGCGUUUUGA